UCGUCUGCGAGUUGAAAUGCUGGAUUAGUCGCGAUCAGUGGAGAGUUUUUGGGGACAGAAACACUGCAACGCGACAGCUGUACUCGGGUACCACCCUGACAACGGCGCGAGGUGGAAAAGCAUCAGGGCAACAUACAACUGAUGCUGCUGCCAUCUUGGCCAGGUCUUCCUUGCAAAAGACAUUUUCUGAUCUCAGUGGGAUGAACCUGAUUUUAAAAAGGCAGUUUGCUGGUCAGCCUCCCGGUUUGCUGGGGUCCUUUACAAACAGAGGAACUCAGACGAAGAACGCAAGUGACCAUGCCGACUGUCAGCGUGAAACGGGACCUUAUAUUCCAAGCCUUGGGCAGAAAAUACACGGAUGAAGAAUUCGAUGAGCUGUGUUUUGAGUUUGGGCUGGAGCUGGAUGAGAUUACCACAGAGAGAGACAUCAUCAGCCGUGAGCAGGGGGACGUGAGGGCUGAGGGAGCCUCUGAUGUGGUUCUGUAUAAGAUUGAUGUUCCGGCCAAUCGCUAUGACCUGCUCUGUCUGGAGGGGCUGGUCAGAGGCCUGCAGGUCUUCAAGGAGAGGGCGGAGGCCCCCCGUUACCGCAGGCUGAGCCCGUCCGAUGGGGCGCCCCAGAGACUGCUCAUCACAGAGGAGACGGCUGCCGUGCGCCCUCAUGCUGUUGCCGCAGUCCUGCGCAACAUCAGCUUGACACAGGAGCGAUAUGACAGCUUCAUCGAGCUGCAGGAGAAGCUGCACCAGAAUGUCUGCAGGAAGAGAACCCUGGUGGCCAUCGGGACUCAUGACCUGGACACCAUCUCGGGCCCCUUCACCUACACAGCCCGCCCCCCCGCCCAGAUCCGCUUCCGCCCCCUCAACCAGAGCCAGGAGCUGACUGCCCUGGAGAUGAUGAGCAUGUACAAGAGCGACAGCCACCUACGACAUUACCUCCACAUUAUUGAGGACAAGCCGGUGUACCCCGUUAUCUAUGACAGCAACGGCGUGGUCCUGUCCAUGCCCCCCAUUAUUAACGGGGACCACUCCAGAAUCUCCCUCAACACCAAGAACGUCUUCAUCGAGUGCACAGCCACUGAUCUGACAAAGGCUAAGAUUGUUCUGGACAUGAUUGUCACAAUGUUCAGUGAAUACUGUGAGCAGCCAUUCACAGUGGAGGAAGCUGAGGUUGUGUACCCUGAUGGCAGAACCUGCGUGUAUCCAGAGCUGGCCUACAGGACCGAGACACUGACGGGAGAUUUCAUCAACCAGAAAGUGGGAAUCAGUGAGUCGGCGGAGCACAUCGCGCAGCUGUUGACGCGGAUGUGUCUGCGCUCCGAGGUUGGGGAGGACGGGCAGAUCCAGGUGGAGAUCCCGCCCACACGGUCUGAUGUCAUUCAUGCCUGUGACAUCAUGGAAGAUGCUGCAAUCGCUUAUGGUUUUAACAACAUAGUCCGCACAACGCCCCGUACCUACACCGUGGCUAACCAGCUCCCUCUGAACAAGCUGACAGAGCUCCUGAGGCAGGAUCUAGCUGCAGCCAGUUUCACUGAGGCGCUCACCUUUGCUCUGUGCUCUCAGGAGGACAUUGCUGAUAAACUGGGGAGAAACAUCUCAGAAAUCAGAGCUGUGCACAUCGCCAACCCGAAAACUGCCGAGUUCCAGGUGGCGCGCACCACCCUCCUGCCAGGCCUGCUCAAGACUCUGGCAGCAAACAGGAAGAUGCCUCUGCCCCUCAAACUCUUUGAGAUCUCCGAUGUGGUGCUGAAAGAUGACACAAGAGAUGUGGGUGCCAGGAACAGCCGGCGUCUCUGUGCCGUGUACUACAACAAGAGUCCCGGGUUCGAGGUGAUCCACGGCCUAUUGGACCGGGUCAUGCAGCUUCUGGAGGUUAAUCCGGGCCCGGGAGAGGGGUACCACAUCAAAGCCUCAGAUGACUGCAGCUUCUUCCCCGGACGCUGUGCGGAGGUUUUUGCUCAUGGGCAGAGCAUUGGCCGCCUCGGGGUCCUUCAUCCUGACGUCAUCAGUCGCUUCGAGCUCACCAUGCCUUGCUCCGCCCUCGACAUCGACAUCGAGCCGUUCCUGUGACCCGUGCCCCGCUCGCCCCGCCCCGCUAGCCCCGCCUAUUAGAGCCACAUGCUUCUGAGGUUUGGGGUGUUUUGGCUCAGCUCAGCCCAGUCCUCCAUCUCUCCCUCUCUCCCUCCUCUCUCACUGACUCCCUAUCUCUCUCUCCCUCCCUCUAAUCUCUCUGACUCUCCCUGUUGGGUGACAAAAUUGCCUCUGAAUCACCCUGGUCUCCUGCACAGUGCAGCUGGGUUGGCUGUCACACUGUUAUUAGAGUCAUAGUCCCGUGGGUAUCAUCAGGAAUAGAUCCUCUCACCUGCUCUGUAAUUCAGUUUUAUACAUCAGAUUAAUAUGAAUAAUAAGUCUGUUUCUGUAUGGCUGUUUUAAAUAGCUGUCAUAGUGUACAUGAAUAAAAUAUACUCGUGGAGAAGAGUCA
This is a messenger RNA of Anguilla anguilla (European eel), 2476 nucleotides long. It is a transcript of the gene farsb, whose product is annotated as phenylalanyl-tRNA synthetase subunit beta. The coding region runs from base 298 to 2064 and encodes 588 amino acids. The record is from RefSeq and is a predicted model, not a curated record. Gene Ontology annotation, cellular component: phenylalanine-tRNA ligase complex; cytoplasm. The transcript has 19 exons. NCBI's taxonomy places the organism in Eukaryota, Metazoa, Chordata, Actinopteri, Anguilliformes, Anguillidae. Gene Ontology annotation, biological process: phenylalanyl-tRNA aminoacylation. Gene Ontology annotation, molecular function: phenylalanine-tRNA ligase activity; ATP binding; magnesium ion binding.